Molecule: messenger RNA, 3411 nt
Organism: Pecten maximus
Lineage: Eukaryota; Metazoa; Mollusca; Bivalvia; Pectinida; Pectinidae
Product: zinc finger protein 69 homolog
Exons: 5
Coding region: 81-1892 (603 amino acids)
Biological process (GO): regulation of transcription by RNA polymerase II
Cellular component (GO): nucleus
Molecular function (GO): RNA polymerase II transcription regulatory region sequence-specific DNA binding; DNA-binding transcription factor activity, RNA polymerase II-specific
Source: RefSeq, a predicted model, not a curated record
UUUCCAAAAUGGCGACGUUUGCAAUGUUUGUUACAGGAUGAGAUUUUGUUGGUGUAAAGACAACAUUUAAACGUAUCGAAAUGGCCGAGAAGCUCACUAACGAACAUGAUAUUCUUCAACUUUUCAAAUCGAAGGUAGAAGAAGCUGUUGGAAUGGUAGCAUUAAUUCCUGAUGCCCAAAGACGACAGCUUCAUGAUUUCUGGGAUGUGAUAUCAAAUACUAUCAAUCCAUUAAGUAAAUGUGAUGAUAAAACCAAGACUGCUGCUGCCAGCAAUGAUAUUUUAAAGACAGGUGAUGAUCAAAGUAAGAAUGAUGAAGCAAGUAAUAGAAUUCAAGAGGAAUGUGACAGUACUGUUCAAAAUAAGAACAAUGAAACCAACUAUAGUAUUGAAGAGGAAUGUCUGCCACCAGAUAACACUGGACAGGAAAUUCAAGCAAAUGAACAUGGCACGACAAAUGAGGAUGGGCAACUGGUCUCAUCGGAUAUUCAGGACUUUCUGGACAUGGUCUCUACUUCAAAUCAAAUAACUUAUUCAGGAUCUCCAGUGACAAGCACUCUGUCCGGUCAAAGUCUAUCAGUAACACCAUUCUCCUUACCUGAGGAUACACCUAGUCAAUUUACAUGCACCAGUGGUCAACAGGAUGUAACAUUAGAAGUUACUGCUCACCACAAUUUUGAUAAUCAGGAUGUGACCAGUAAUGAUGUGUCUGAUACAGAAUAUCUGGACAAUAAAAACGUUAUUGAAAUAGAAGCACAUCCAGGUGCUCCUACAAAGGAAGGUAUGGUGAGCAUACUCAAAAAAGAAAUUGCUGCCCCAACAGAAAUUAUGUGUGAAGUCAGAGAAGAUAGUCAAACGAUAGAGAUCCAUCUUCCGCCAGAUUUUGCAGAAGGAGAAAUUUUGACACCAGAAAAACUCAGUAUGUUAUUACAAGGUCAGUUUCAAAAUUAUUCACCUGUGAAAGCAGAAACUUCAAAUAUUCAUGAACAUCAGUUUGUGGAUGAUAGUGUUUCAGUAAAUACACCAUUGAUGGAAAAUGUUUCAAAAUUAGACUUCAAAAAUGAGGUUCAAGUGUUUCAUGAACAGAGUUUAGCUACUAGUAACAAAUCUACCAAGAAUGGAUACAGUGAAGUUCUUCAUGAAAUCACAGAUAACAAACAUCCCAAGGCAGACUCUCAUGUUGUACCUAGUUACAAUGAACCAUCCUUGUGUAAUGGUAAAAGGAAGAGAAAAAAGUUAAUGUCUUCUCCAGAAAGAUCGAGUAAACGAAUAAAACAAAAAAAAGAUAAUGUAUUAGUUGAGGGAGACAUACUGACUCCAGAUAAGGUUUUGGAUUAUUUGUAUGGUGAAGAAAUUGAUAAGGAAAUCGACAAUAAAGAGUUGGAUCAAGAUGACAACAAUGAACAUGCAGUGAAAACAGGUAGUAGAAGAAGAAGAAGAAACAUUCGGUUAAAACAAGACAUAAGCUCUAAAUCUCUACCACCACAGCGCUCUUCCAAGCGACCACAUGCUGAAAGGAAUAAAACAGGAAACGGUGAAUUUCCUUGGGAAUGUAAAACAUGUGGAAUUAAACUAUCAAAUUCAGGAGCUCUAUUGGUUCACGAGAGAAAGCAUACCGGAGUUAGGCCAUUUUCGUGCAAGGAAUGUGACAAGACAUUCACAACUAAGCAGAAUAUGAAACGUCACGAGCUCAGUCAUACGGGAGAGAAGCCUUUCACUUGUGACCUCUGUGAGAAGAGUUUCACAGAGAAGAAAAGCCUUAUCAUUCACAAAAGGACUCACACAGGGCGAGAAACCUUAUGUGUGUACGAUUUGUGGCAGAGCCUUCACCCAGAGUGUCACACUCCAUACACAUAUGAUGAUACACACAGGCGACAAGAAACACUUAUGUGAGCUGUGUGGGAAGUCCUUCAGGCAAAGGGCAAAUCUCCUCUCACACAAAAAACGUCACAUGGAGGAGAAAUCUUACAACUGCCCAGAUUGUAGCUUCUCAUUUUUUACUAAAGGUGAAUUAGAUCGCCAUAUCCUGCGACACACAGGAGAAAAGCCAUUCCAAUGUGACAUAUGUCCGAAACGUUUCACUCGACAACAAUACCUCAAUGAGCACCUGAACAUUCACAUUGGCAACAAGCCUUAUAGUUGUAAUAAGUGUGAGGAGAAAUUCCAUGACCAGUCAACCUACCAUCGUCACCUUAAGAAGCACAAGACUAAAAAGGAGCUGACGGUGAAAGAGGAGGUGGUAUUGGAACCAUUAAAUACUGGAGAUUCUAAAGAAACAACAACUUACGUGAUGGAGACAAACAAUUUACUGGGUCAUGAUGCAUUAGAACAGUUACAGGCCGUCAUUAAUAAUGAGGUGGAGAAGAUCCAACAUCAAUCGGGAACAAACCAACAGUAUCAAACAGUCAUCCUAAAGGGUAGCAGUGCUCAGCCAGUGGAGGCAUUGGAGGAGGGGAACAAGAGCACGGCCGAUGUCAAGGAGGGUGAUCAGGUCUAUCAGAUCACGAUGGUAGACCAAUCACAGGAAGUUGUGGCCACUGUGGACUUCUCAGCGUUCAAUCUUCUAGCCAAUGCCACAGCUAAACAGUAUGCCAUAUCAUCUGAGUAGUGUGUUAAGUGUCAUAGUAAAUCUGGCAGACACUCUGUCUAUCUAUUUCUUCUGAGUAGAGCAUGGUGUGUCGUAUGACAUUUCUGUCCUCUGGCCAACAUUUAACAGUAUACUAUAAAUUCUGACUAAUGCCACAGCACAGUAUGUUAUAUCAUGGAGUAUUUUGAACUUUUUUGUCUUCAGUGUUUGAGCUGCCAUAUGAUAAUAUAUUUUCUUUUUGAUAGAUAUUGAUAUUAUGAAUAAAUCAAGUGAAAUCCAGUGAAAUAAAUUUCUUGAAAUUUGAUACCUCUGAAAAAACUUGGAUAUGUGUUCUGAAUAGAAUGAAAGUGGCAACAACAGUUUAUAUGUCAAGUGUUUUUAACAGUGCUGAACUUUGGGAGUUAUAUAUUUUUAUUUCUAAUUUUGCCUUACAUUACUAACUUAAUGUAAAGUGCAAGUGAUAUGUUUAUAAUAUACAAGAAUGCUAUCUACUUGUUUUUAGUUUCGACAAUCUUAGCUCAGAAUGCACAGCGAAUUGACCAUUCAUUUGUAUAAGCAUGUGAAAUGCAACUUCUACUAAGUAUUUUGAAGGGAAUUUUCAAGUUUUUGAAAUGUCACUGUGUAACUAAAGUCAUCUACAUUGAUGUGUUCGUUUGUAAGUGACUACCCUGGUAGUUGUUUUCACUCUGAUAUACUGGAUAUGUGCAUGUACUAUCAGUAUGAUUAUUGUUAUAAAUAUACUGUAUGUUUGAUUUAAUCAGUAUCAUAAAUAUAAUCCGUAUGAAUAAAAUAAAAGGUGAUUGCCAAUAAUGUUUUGAAUCAACA